CUUUGGCAGUCCCUCCACGCCUCCGUUGCUUCUUCCCUACAUUGACGGCGCACGAGGCAGCCAUGCGAGCCCGACGUAGCCCUCCUACGAGACGCGGGGAGCUUUCUGGAAGAAAGUUUGCUUCUUCCCUGAUCCUUGAGCGCUUCGUUUGCCAUUGGGCGUCUGCAUCAGCGCGUCGCCACCCUGGUCCCAGAGGCAGACGGACACGUACUAGUGUUGCGACCGCGACGGCUCCCGGCAUUGUCAGAGACGGCUCGAGGCGAUGCCUUCGUACUUUUAUCACUUGAAGUUCGAGCUAUACCCUACUCCAGACCCCACGGGUCGUCCGGCGGCGCUCGCGGAGCAGACCAGAGGCGUCUACCUGCCGAGCAACGAGGCGUCGGCCUUUGACGAUUUCCCAUCACACCCGCGGCCCGAUCGACCGACUUCAAGAGUGAUACCUCGAUUCAACAACUAUAAAGUUGGCGACAGGCAGGCGUCAGCGGCUCCCCUGGCAGACGAGAGCGUACGGCGAACCUCGGCGCGCGGCGUCAUAGACUGCGGAGACACGCGAGCGCCAGACCACGAGGACGGGCGGACGGUAGAGGUCGUGCCCGAGAGACAGUGGCUCGCACGGACGGAGAGCUACCCGCCGCCUCUGCCGACGGCAGCGAUAAAGCCGCAGACUGCGGUUCAGGAUUGGCGGUUCGGCCGCGUCAGUCUCGAGUCCUUUGACCCCUUGUCGCCGGACGACAUGGCUGAGGAGACGAGCAGGAGUAGUUCAGCAGCGGCACCAACUCUCGGCCCUUCGUUUGGAGGCGCCGGCACCGCGACCAAGGCGGAGUACGUGCCGCUCGAGGGUCGGUAUACGGAGCUGGGAUGGGGCGUCGUUCACUUCUACAGAGAGGGUGAUGAGUCCCCAGAGCUGAAUGCUCCAGAACAAAAUAUCUAUGAGGCGGACGAGCCGGGGGGUGAGGACUCGUGCACGACGCUUUGCAUCCCGGCCGUGCCGGCGUACAUGACGCCGGGCGACUUCAUGGGCUUCGUGGGAGACCGGUGGAUGGGCGGCAUUAGCCACUGCCGGAUGGUUAUGACAUCGCGGAUGAACCGCUACCUGGUACUGCUCAAGUUUCGAGACGGCAAGAGGGCGAAGCAGUGGAGGAAGGAAUUCGACGGCAAGGUGUUUAACUCGAUGGAGCCGCAAGUCUGCCACGCGGUGUUUGUCAAGUCGAUAACCUUUGAGACGCCGACACGACCACAACGGAGCGACAAUGCUGAGGCUUCCACAUCGUCGACCGUGUCCAACAGCCUAAAACCGUUCCCGCCCCCGACGCCGAAUCUGAUCGAGCUGCCGACGUGCCCAGUCUGUCUGGAGCGCAUGGACGAGACCAACGGUCUCAUGACCAUUCCGUGUUCUCAUGUCUUUCACUGUAGCUGCUUGCAGAACUGGAAAGGCGCCGGGUGUCCGGUGUGUCGCUUCACGAGCGCCUCAUCAGAAGGGUCCGUGAGCGACCCAGACAACCCAUACUCCCAGCCAUUUGGUUCAUCGGCCUCGAACCUCUGCAGCGUCUGCGACUGCACUGACGAUCUUUGGAUCUGUCUCAUAUGCGGCUACGUCGGUUGCGGCCGCUACAAGGGCGGGCACGCAAAAGAUCAUUGGAAAGAGACGGCGCACUGCUUUGCCCUGGAGCUCGAGACGCAGCAUGUGUGGGACUAUGCUGGUGACAUGUGGGUGCACAGGCUCAUCCGCGAUAAGGGCGACGGCAAAGUGGUGGAGCUGCCGGGGCGUGGGAAUCCCAGGGGCCAUCACGAAGAAGAAGACGUGGUGCCGCGGGCCAAGUUGGAGAACAUCGGGCUGGAGUACACCCAUCUCAUUACGAGCCAGCUGGAGUCCCAACGCGCGUACUACGAGGAUCUGAUCAGCAAGACGGUGGACAAGGCAGCCAAAGCAUCGGCGAUAGCGGAGAGCAGCGCGGCGCAGUCGUCCAAGACGAUGGAGCGGCUGAGGGACCUCGAGGACAAGUAUAAGACUCUCAGUGCGGAGACGAUGCCGCAGCUGGAGCGCGACCUGGAGCGCGAGCGGAGCAAGGCGGCCAAGUCGGAGACCCUGGCGCGCAGCCUAGGCAAGUCGUUGCAGGAGGAGAAGCGGGUGAACGAGGGGCUGCUGAAGCGCAUCGAGCAUCUCGGGGCGGAGAGCGAGGCGGUGCGCAAGACGCUGGAGGAGCUCAAGACGGAGAAUGCGGAGCUCAAGGAGAUGAACCGGGACCUCAGCAUGUUCAUAUCCGGGCAGGAGAAGCUCAAGGAGCUGGAGCAGGAGGGCCAGUUAGAGGAGGGAGAGGUCGCGGGCGGGAGCGCGAGCGUGCCGGAGAAGAAGGCAAGAAGGAGGAGGAAGUGAUGGGACGGCUCGGCGGACCACAGCUCGGUUCGGUCCCCCCCCCCCAAACUUGAACUACUCCAGUUUGUGUCCCCCACGAGUGGAGGAAGUGGAGUUGAAAGUCGGCUAGAAUAGUCAGUGGGGGAAGGGGGAGGCGCGUGUCAUGCGAGUCCAUCAUCAGAUGCAAGCGCCACUUUGCAAUCUGACAGUUUUGAGUGAGCAAGCAAUUGACAUUUGUGGCGAACCUAGGGGCGAAGAAAGAAUCCGAGGCUUGUUAUCGUCGUCGUAUCUCGGCCAGCCCGCUGGGUGCCAUUGAAGCCGGGCCGCCGGGAGGGCCGCUAUACAUGCAGGUGAAAGCGGGAC
Molecule: messenger RNA, 2716 nt
Organism: Purpureocillium takamizusanense
Lineage: Eukaryota; Fungi; Ascomycota; Sordariomycetes; Hypocreales; Ophiocordycipitaceae
Product: RING-type E3 ubiquitin transferase
Exons: 2
Coding region: 263-2374 (703 amino acids)
Biological process (GO): protein ubiquitination; Ras protein signal transduction
Cellular component (GO): cytoplasm
Molecular function (GO): zinc ion binding; ubiquitin protein ligase activity
Source: RefSeq, a predicted model, not a curated record